Musa acuminata subsp. malaccensis (wild Malaysian banana) is the source of this 3484-nucleotide messenger RNA. NCBI's taxonomy places the organism in Eukaryota, Viridiplantae, Streptophyta, Magnoliopsida, Zingiberales, Musaceae. The record is from RefSeq and is a predicted model, not a curated record.
CUUGUUCUCCAAAUCAUCUCCCUUCUUCUUCUUCGUCGUCGCUGAGGGCUUCUGAUCGGAGACGUGGCAAUGCGCGAGCGUUGGGCCUCCACCUACGCCGACGCCGUCUCCGUUGCGCUCGCCUUGAUUCUCCUCGGCCGCCUUCCCGUUGGCUGCUGUCAGGGCUUCAGCGGCGGAAUCAACCCGCCGCCGACAUCUCCGCUGUUAUGGCUGCUCAACGACGCCGUUGAUAACCUCACCAGCAACAUAUUUCCGGAAGUCAAAGAUCGCUUCGGCUUCUGCAUCAAAGAUCCGCAGGAAGAUUGGGAUCAGACAUUUAAUUAUACGAACAAUAUGGACUUCUUGCGGGACUGCGCAACCAAAUUCCCCGAUCUUUCUGCACGCUUGUGCACAGAAGCAGAAGUCAAGCUCUACUUUAACAGUUUCAUUGAUAAUGGAGGAACGACUAAUUUCUUGAAACCCAACAUAAACUGCAACUCAAGUUCAUGGGUAUCUGGAUGUGAGCCAGGAUGGGCAAGCAGAGUUAGUACAGAUGCAAACGUGGAUGAUCAAGAAUCUGAAUAUUUGCCUCCUAGAACUCUUGACAGUCAACCUUGUUGUGCGGGCUUUUUUUGCCCUUAUGGUCUUACUUGCAUGAUACGUGCAUAUUGCCCAAUUGCAACACUCAACAGAACUACAGGACGUUGUGAUCCAUACAAUUACCAGCUACCCCCAGGGAAAACAAAUCAUGCUUGUGGUAGCGCAGAUAUUUGGGCUGAUGUUGAUCAUAGUGGUGAUCUAUUCUGCCCUGCAGGAUACUACUGUCCAAGCACAAUUCAGAAAAUUAAUUGCAGUAGUGGACACUAUUGCAGGAUGGGUUCUACUUAUGAAACAAGUUGCUUGAGGUCAAGUUCAUGUCAUUCGAACACAGAGAAUCAAAAUAUUACUAUCAUUGGUGCUUUAGUAAUGGUUGCAUUGGUUUUGUUGUUAUUCAUUAUCUACAACUUCUCUGACCAAAUUCUUGCUCAUCGGGAAAGAAGACAAGCCAAAUCGAGGGAAACUGCUUCAAGGACAGCUAGAGAAGCUGUUCAAGCUCGUGAAAGGUGGAAAGCAGCAAAAAAUCUUGCAAUCAAGCAUGCAGUUGAAAUUCAAGGUCAGAUAUCUCAUACAUUUUCAUUGAAAAGAUCCAAAAAACAACCAGAACCACAGAAAGUUCUUGGUCUUUCUAGGUGGUCAUCUGAUGCAUCAAUACCAGAGAUUGAGGAACCAAGUAUACUUAGUAAUAUGUCACAUUCAUCUGAAAAGAUCUCUGGUAGUUCAGAAAGUGUCCAUUCAAAUACUGGAGACAAGAAACCCAAAAAGAAUGCAAUGAAAGACAAACAUAUGCAUACUCGUACCCAAAUCUUUAAGUAUGCCUACAGUGAAAUUGAAAAAGAGAAAGCGCUGCAGCAGGAAAUAAAGUUGACCUUUUCAGGAGUAAUUUCUAUGGCCAGAAAGAAUGAAAUCAGAACAAGACCUCUCGUAGAGAUUAGUUUCGAGGACCUAACUUUAGUUCUUAAAAGGAACAAGAAGCAACUUCUGAAGAAUGUGACAGGGAAACUUAUUCCUGGCCAUGUAACUGCAAUCAUGGGCCCUUCCGGUGCAGGUAAAACCACCUUUCUUUCUGCUUUGGCUGGAAGGACAGCUGGAUGUCAGAUGAGUGGCUUAGUUCUUAUAAAUGGAAAGGUUGAACCUAUACAUGCACAUAGGAAAAUCAUUGGUUUUGUGCCGCAAGAUGAUAUUGUUCAUGGAAACUUGACAGUGGAGGAAAAUCUUUGGUUCAGUGCUAAGUGUAGACUUUCCACAGGUAUGUCAAAAGCUGAUAAGGUUUUAAUUGUUGAAAGAACUAUAGACUCCUUGGGGUUGCAAGCAGUACGGAAUUCCUUAGUUGGGACAGUAGAGAAGCGUGGAAUUUCUGGUGGGCAGAGAAAGCGAGUAAAUGUUGGGCUUGAGAUGGUCAUGGAACCGUCUCUUUUGAUGCUGGAUGAACCAACAUCAGGUUUAGAUAGUUCUUCAUCUCUGCUGCUACUUAGAGCCCUUCGUCGUGAGGCAGUUCAAGGAGUAAACAUCUGCAUGGUUGUUCACCAGCCCAGCUAUACUUUGUUCAACAUGUUCGACGACUUGAUACUUUUGGCCAAAGGUGGUUUAAUUGCAUAUCAAGGCCCAGUGAAGAAAGUUGAAGAAUACUUUGCAGGCCUAGAGAUUAUGGUCCCUGAGCGUGUCAACCCUCCAGACUACUUCAUUGACAUUUUAGAGGGUAUAGUGAAGCCAAGCACAUCAGUAGGUGUUAAAUCCAACCAGCUCCCGCUUAUAUGGAUGUUGCAUAAUGGGUAUAAUGUACCCCCUGAUAUGCACAAUGAACUCGAUUCUGUUAACGCAUCAGUUGAAAGUAGAACAUGCUCUGCUAGUGUUGGUUCAGAUGAGGAUUCUGGUGCUGCAAAUGUUUGGAGAGAUUUAAAAGGUGGCUUCGAAGAAAAGCGAGAUUACUUAGAGCAUAAUGUUUCAAAAUCAAAAGGUUUAGCAAACCGAAUAACUCCUGGUAAAUUUAAACAAUACAAAUACUAUCUUGGGAGGGUCUCCAAACAGCGCCUGCGUGAAGCUACAACACAAGCUGUUGAUUAUUUGAUCCUUGGUCUUGCUGGAGUCUGUUUAGGAAUAAUCACUAAAGCGAAUGAUACAAAUUUGGGGGCAGCUGGUUAUACAUACACUGUUAUUGCUGUUUCUCUCUUGGGCCAGAUUGGUGCUUUGAGAUCAUUUUCAAUUGAAAAGUUACAAUAUAUGAGAGAGAGAGCAUCUGGAAUGAGUUCACUAGCUUAUUUUCUCUCAAAAGAUACUAUUGAUCAUUUCAACACAGUCGUCAAGCCUGUAGUUUAUCUCUCAAUGUUUUAUUUUUUCAGUAACCCAAGGUCAUCAUUUGCAGACAACUACAUCGUUUUGUUUGCCCUUUUUUAUUGUGUAACUGGUAUUGGUUAUACUUUUGCCAUCUGCUUCCAACCAAGUUCUGCCCAACUGUGGUCUGCUCUCCUUCCUGUUGUUUUGACUUUGAUAGCAACUCAGCAGAAAAAUUCAAAGAUACUUGUUAAUUUAUGCUACCCAAAGUGGGCAUUGGAGGCGUUCGUGAUUGUAAAUACCAAAAGGUACUCUGGCGUGUGGCUGAUGACACGGUGUGGUAUGCUUUCUAAGUUGGGAUAUAACAUCAAUCACUGGGGAGUUUGUUUGGCCGUUCUCUUUCUUUAUGGCUUUGUUUUCCGCUGCAUCGCUUUCGUUUGCUUGGUGAUGUUGAACAAAAAAUGAGGUUUAUAUGCUUCAUUCUCUAUCCAGUUCAAUAAAUCGGUGUACAUGAUACCACGCCAUUUUUCGACUCCAGCUUAUGCCAGGGAUCAAUACACGCACAGUACGACCCGGACACGCUUCAGCAACACGAUACAAAUGUAGUCUAACAAGGCGUGUAUACAUAAAUUUCUCA